GUCUCUUUUUUGUCCAAUGCUUCACUUUGAACACCACGGAGACUUGCAGACAGGCUAUGGUGCUUGCCAUUUAGCUAAUAUUUAGAAGGGGGCUGAUAUUUUGUCAUUUGAUUGGCUCAACACAGGUGUGUGUUCUGUGUGUGGGAGUGGAUCCAAAGGACUGAAUCUCGAGGAGCCAAAGGUAUUGGUUCUACCUCACACCUAAGAGGACGUCUUGGCAACGGUCGCCAUCCUGCGUUUGGACCCGAUACCUCCGUGCUGGCCUCUUAAGCAUACAGGGAGAAGCGCCUAAAGCGACCGAUCGACUGUACCUUAAAACACAUUGACCCGGGACCUCCAACCGACUAAGGAACAAAACACCCAACGAAAGCAGUCGAUGUUCGGUCUGGGGUGUUGAUUUGUUUAUCUAGUCGAGUUAAAGGACCUGAAGCUCGGGCUGUAAAGACCACGGUAUCAUUGUGGGUGCACAUCCAAAGACGAUGGUACACUGUGCAGGGUGCGAGAGACCUAUUUUGGACAGGUUUCUCCUAAAUGUUUUGGACAGAGCAUGGCACGUGAAGUGCGUUCAGUGCUGCGAGUGUAAAUGCAAUUUAACAGAGAAAUGUUUUUCGCGAGAGGGGAAAUUAUACUGCAAAAACGACUUCUUCAGGCGGUUCGGUACGAAGUGUGCAGGUUGUUCACAAGGCAUCUCUCCGAAUGACUUGGUACGGAGGGCGAGGAGUAAAGUGUUUCACCUCAACUGCUUCACGUGCAUGAUGUGCAAUAAGCAGCUUUCAACCGGAGAGGAGCUAUACAUCAUUGACGAAAACAAAUUCGUCUGCAAAGAAGAUUACCUAAGCAACAGCAAUGCAAAAGACACAAACCUUCUCUCAGUAACAGCAUGUAGUGAUCCGAGUUUAUCACCGGAUUCUCAAGACCAGUUACAGGACGACGUAAAGGAUUCUGAAAUAGCCAAUUUAUCGGACAAAGAGACUGGUAACAACGAGAAUGACGACCAGAACCUCGGUGGUAAACGACGUGGACCUCGAACCACCAUCAAAGCAAAGCAACUGGAGACUUUGAAAGCAGCGUUUGCAGCGACCCCAAAACCCACGAGACACAUCAGAGAGCAGCUCGCACAGGAAACGGGGCUGAACAUGCGAGUUAUUCAGGUAUGGUUUCAGAACCGGCGGUCCAAAGAGCGUCGUAUGAAGCAAUUGAGCGCUCUGGGCGCAAGAAGGCACGCGUUUUUCCGCAGCCCGAGGAGAAUGAGAACGCUAGUGGACCGGCUCGAACCUGGGGAAUUAAUUCCAAACGGCCCUUUUUCUUACUAUGGAGAUUAUCAAAGCGAGUACUACGGCCCAGGAGGGAACUAUGACUUCUUUCCUCAGGGGCCUCCCUCAUCGCAGGCGCAGACCCCUGUAGACCUCCCCUUCGUGCCCUCUUCAGGCCCUACGGGCACCCCGCUUGGCGGCAUGGAUCAUCCUAUGCCAGGGCACCACCCCUCAAGUGAGGUGCAGCGUUUCUCUGACAUCAUGUCCCACCACCCAGGGGACUCGCCCAGCCCAGAGCCCGGGAUCCCAGGGCCCCUGCACAGCAUGUCCUCGGAGGUGUUUGGCCCCAGUCCGCCCUUUACCUCACUCUCCCUCAAUGGCAGCGGAUAUAACAACCACCUGUCCCACCAACCCUCGGAAAUGAACGAGGGCACUGUAUGGUAG
Messenger RNA from Hypomesus transpacificus, 1697 nucleotides. RefSeq names its product LIM homeobox 1a (gene lhx1a). The coding region runs from base 480 to 1697 and encodes 405 amino acids. Gene Ontology annotation, molecular function: RNA polymerase II transcription regulatory region sequence-specific DNA binding; DNA-binding transcription factor activity, RNA polymerase II-specific. Gene Ontology annotation, biological process: neuron differentiation; regulation of transcription by RNA polymerase II. The transcript is spliced from 5 exons. Gene Ontology annotation, cellular component: nucleus. The record is from RefSeq and is a predicted model, not a curated record. NCBI's taxonomy places the organism in Eukaryota, Metazoa, Chordata, Actinopteri, Osmeriformes, Osmeridae.